AUGAUCUCGAUUUGGCGUCAGCUGCGAUACCUGCUCUGGAAGGGGUAUUUGGUGAAGAAGCGGCAAAAGAAAUGGUUUGUGGCAGAGCUGGUGACUCCGCUCGUGCUCUUCAUCAUCCUCGCCAUUAUCCGGCUCUUUCACUUCGCGACCGAAGGAGUUGAAUGCCAUUUCGACUCAAAAGGCUUCCCGUCGGCGGGCCUCCUGCCCUUCACCCAAUCCUUUCUCUGUUCGAUCAACAAUAAAUGCUACCAACGGGUCACCACUGGCGAUGAAGGCUUUUUCAUUAACGAGGAUACAUCCAAUCAAUCCGCCCUGGUCAGAAGUGUUCGCGAAUUGACAACCCAGUUUGAGAAUAUUGGAUCGGAACAGGCGCUCUUCAACGACAUGGUGGGCGUAAGCGUGGCUGUGCUGAAAUUUCUCGCCAACCAUGAAGGCCUUCGAAUGGAUAUGUUGUUCGAGAAGCGCAAAACAGCCAAACACUUCCGAAGUCUUGACCUCUCACCCGAAAUGGCCGACGCCAUGGCCGGGGCCUACAUCACACCCCGAGGAAUGCUGGAACUCCGUGAAUAUGUUACCACUCACCAGGGUGAUGAUCUAUUCGACUUGGUGCUGUCCGCCUGGGAAGAAGUGCCGAUGUUCUGCAACCGCACUGUUUUUGACGAUUCGUUCUCGUUUCCGGCGGGCUUCAACAUGACCGAAGAUGAUUAUCAACGUGUCUGCGGGCUGCGAGGCGCGGAUUUGGGCUGGCUGGCCGGAAAGCUGGACCAGAGAGCCGUUAGAGAACAAUUCGAGGCAUUGGGUCUGUCGCCGAGCCGGCUGGGAAAGUUAUCUUCGCGCAUCGGCGAUAUCCUUCACAUGUUUGAUCCACUCGUCAACAUAGCGGAGAUGUGGCGCGGUUUCAACGCUAGUGACAAGCAGAGUCUCUACGAUCACUUCUUCUGCGGCCAGGACCCUUUGAAUACGGAAGCCUCUUCGAAUGUGCCGCCACAACACAAAGUGACCACAGUGUUCGACAAAGUAUUCGCUCCGGUGAUCAACUUUGUCUCAAACCUAACGCCUGGCCACGAUCAGGGCACUAACCAAACCCAUUGCGGCGACAUCAAAUUGCAUGACGACUUGGCAUGCUCCGAACUUGAGUCACAAGCAAUCCGCCAGCUUCGUCCGCUGCUCUCCGGCUUUAUCCUUGUCACCCCGGACAACAUCGCCACCCGGCAACUUGUCGAAAAACUGGAGGCCCCAUUACGGGAAAUGCAAAAGUUGAUGGACACUGUGAAGCAGCUGGCCGGUAUCAGCGGUCCUUUCCAAAAAGUACUUCACGACAGCCAAUUGGCGCAUGGUCUUGCGAACCUGAUGGACCUUCUCUACAAAUAUGAAUACAUUAGUUCCUCGACGGUAGAUGAGGUGAAAAAGUUGCUCGGGCCGGAAGGGCAAUCCGGGGCUUUCGGGACGAGGUUGGGCGAUAUCAUGAGUACCAUCGAUAAAUAUGGAAAGUGCUUCAUGACGGAUCGAUUCCGUUUCGUGUCAAAUGAGAGCCGGCUGGAAGAGCUGUCGAUUUGCCUACAGCCCCGUCAGCAGUACUUUAGUGCUCUCGUUUUUCCAGAAAUGAACCCUGAUGCUACGGAUUUCACGAAUACUACCGUUUACAAGAUUCGACACGCCCAGCAGCUUGUGGACGGCACGGACAGCAUCGCCGACUCGAACAAAAACGUCGAGCCGAGGAACCACCCACUAGAAGAUAUGAAAUACCUGACGUUUGGAUGGUCCUUCCUGCAAGAAGCCGUCGAUCGGGCUAUCAUCCGGCUUACGAAUGAAUCCGUCCCUCUCGGCGUAUACUCGCAACAAGAGCCCUACCCUUGCGUGCUCCAAGACCAAUUCGACGUCACCGGAUUUCUUUCCUUCUUUGUCGUAUUAUCAUGGAUCAUCCCUUCGGCGAUGCUUGUCAAGAAUAUUGUUUAUGAAAAGGAGCACAAGCUGAAGGAACUAAUGCGCAUUAUGGGCCUUGGCGACACCAUCCACUUCAUUUCAUGGGCAAUUUUGUCGCUGGUGCUGAACAUCAUCUCCGCCCUGUUGAUCACCAUCAUUCUAUGGGCCGGUAAUAUUCUUGGCCACACCGACCCGUCACUGCUGUUUUUCUUGCUGACCUUGUUCGCCUUCUCUUCAAUAGCACAAUCGUUGCUGCUCACGACAUUUUUCUCAAGCUCAAACAUUGCCACCGCGGCGACAGCACUGAUGUGUCUGCUUUUCUCGUUUCCGUUCAUGCUGUCGAAGAGCAUCGUCUCUAAAGCCUACUCCAAGGCUACGUUGUUACUCCCCCAAUCUGCAAUCGGCUAUGCCUUCCAAAUGAUCGGAUCGGCGAACAAGGAGGAUGUGGCCCAAUGGAAAUAUGUUCACCGCAUGGCUAUUGCUCAAAUGGACGUGAAAAUGUGGGAAGUAAUGUUGGCUCUCGGGUUUCAUACAAUCUUCUUCUCGAUCCUGGCCUGGUACAUCUCGGCAUUAUUCCCAGGCGUCUACGGCGUGGGGCAGCGUUGGUACUUCCCUUUCACCCUUCGAUACUGGAUGCCCCAGCGUUUCAACGUUACCGAAGAGGCUUCCUCCAAUUCCGGCGGCCCGUUGUAUGACGAAUCACUUGGCUUUGAGUCGGAACCCCGGGAGGGCGUCUGCCAAGUCGACAUUGCCGAUCUCACCAAAGUAUAUUCGAGUCAGGUCAAAGCGCUCGAUGAGCUGACGCUGCGGCUUUAUGAGGGUCAAAUUACGGCGCUGCUCGGGCACAAUGGCGCUGGAAAAACUACGACGAUGUCACUGCUUUGUGGUCUCUACGGGCCAAGCUCCGGGACAGCUACGAUCUAUGGCCACGAUAUCCGAAAGAAUAUGCGCAACGUCCGUGAUGUUCUCGGAAUCUGCCCCCAGCAUAACGUCCUCUUUCCACAUUUGACCGUCCGUGAGCAGCUCCGUCUCUACGCGGUCCUGAAGGGCGUUUCUGAUGAGGAUACGGAGGAAGAAGUCAACAACAUCAUGGAUAGCGUCAGCUUAUGGGAGAAGCGUGACAAACUCGCAGAAACGCUUUCUGGUGGUAUGAAGCGAAGACUUUCCAUCGGCAUUGCCCUCAUCGGUGGUUCGAAAUUCGUGAUUCUCGAUGAACCCACGGCCGGGGUAGACGUGAACUCGCGCAAGGAAAUUUGGAGGCUGUUGCUGAAGCAUAAAAAAGACCGAACGAUCCUCCUCUCGACUCACCACAUGGAUGAAGCCGAUGUGCUGGCCGAUCGGAUCGCUAUCCUCUCAGAGGGUAAAUUGAAGGCCCUGGGAAGUAGCGUCUACCUGAAACGCUGUCAUGGUCACAGCUACACACUGAUCCUGAUCAAGAAGAAUCGUUCUCCUUUGGAACUGCAGCGGCCACUUGAUGAUGUCGCCACCGAUAUCAAGUGUCGCUUUGUGGAAGAGACGGAAGAAGAAAUGAUCUACCACAUUCCGAUCGCCACCUCCAGCCACAGCCUUCAAAAGUUCUUCGAAUCAUUGGAUAAAGUUAUGGAUGCCCUCGGCUUCUCCAGCUACGGAAUACAAGCCCCGUCACUACAGCAGAUCUUUGUCAGCCUAGCCCCGCAGAACGAGUACAAGCUGCAAAGGAUGAAGGGGCCGAUGCGCCGAAUUUACGAUGCUCUAUGCUGUCGUGGCCGUCUCUGUCAGAGACAAUCCGUCGAAGACUGCAAUCAGACGCUGAUUCAUGGAACUGAAGGCACCGCCCGGAUUGACGCCCCGCUCGAAGUUGUAGAUGCCGUCGUCGAAAAGGAAGCCAGUUGGCUAGAAACCCCAGUUCCCCUUGAUACCUCAACAUCUCAUCUGAACAUCGCCCACGCCAGGGCCCUGUUCGCAGCCAAAACGCUGUUCGCCAAGCGCAGUUGGCGCACCUUCUUUUUCCAGAUCUUCUUGCCUGUCCUGCUCCUACUCGGCGCCGAGCUGUAUUCAAACAUUGUCAGCCCUCGGGAAGAAGGGACUUGGCCGGUGCGUAUGGUCGAAACAUUUGAAGAAGUGCCAGGCGUCGGCGUGCGCUGUCUCCCCUACACCGUAGAAGCAGACAACGGGACAGUGCUGAUGCCGUAUGGUCGGAGGGUGCCGGUUCGCGGGCAGUUGCCUGGAUAUGAGAAGGAUAAGAAGACGAUAGGAGAGAUCAUCGACCCUUCAACAGAUCAUCCAACCGUCUCCCUGAUCGAGCACAUGGACUACGAGUACCACGGACGGGCCAAUUCCGCCCUCGGCCCUCGCUCAAUCCGUGCAAAACAUUUCAACCCGGCGUGCUAUCGACCGGACGAGGCAGCAGAUGAUUCCUUUCAACUGCUUGACAACAACCUGACCGGCAUCCCGUACAACAUCGAUUCUGAUUGCGGAUGUCAUCCCGGAAUGGGAUGGACUUGUACGCAGGAUGACUACCCGAUCGCCGAACUUCCCUACUUCCUCUCGGCCAACACAACCGAUGUGAUCCGCGAUCUCUCCGGGCGCAAUAUCACCCAAUAUCGUCUCAUCACACGCUUCGUCCACUCUUACGAAAAUAUGCACUCGAUCAUCGGCGGCUGGUCGCUUGGGCACGAAAAUGUCCAAGCGCUCAAUGGGACAGAAGCCGAAGAGCUGUUCGGAGGGAUACAGGAUACGUUCUCGCAGCUGGCUGCUGCCGGCUUGGAGCUUGGCCUCAACAGCACGUUGUGGACCGGAAACUCGACAGCGAUCAACGACACUUUCACCGGGAAUAUAACCACCGAGCAGGUGAUCGGCGACAUCCUUGCCCACCAGGACACAAAGGAAAAUGUGAAGGUGUGGUUCAACAACAAAGUAUGGCCCUCCCUGCCCAUCUACUACAACUCGAUCAGCAACGCCCUCCUUCGCGCCAUCGCCGCCAACAACUCGCAGCUCGCUGAACAUGCCGACAACCUGGGCAUCGUCACCUUCAACCACCCGAUGAACCGAACGGCGGAGGAUUCAUUCGACGCCGCUCAAGUGUCCGAUGUCCUUUGGUUGAUGCUGGCCAUGUUUCGGAUUGUGCUGUUGACAUUUACGUUCUGCGUGAUCCCGGCCGGAUUUGCGUCAUUCUUGGUGACAGACAGAGAAUCGCACAGCAUGCAUCUUCAACUGGUAUCUGGGAUGAAGCGAAAGAUGUACUGGUCCGUCGAAUACAUCUUCGACUUUAUGAUCUUCCUCCUGGCAAGCUUUGUCGUGCUGGGGAUGUACGCGAUCGUCGGCGUCAACGAACUCACCGUCAAUUUCCACACGGCCAUGUCUUUCCUGACGCUGUUCCUCAUCUAUGGACUCGGUGCCCUGUUGCUAGUCUUCGUUCUGCAACGACACUUCUCAAUCCCCUCCUUGGCGUUUGUCCUCAUCUCCAUCGGCCUCUUCUUCAUCGGCGUCGUCACCUCGAUGGUCAUCAUCGUGCUCGAGCAGUUGAUGAAACAGGACGCGACGCUGGAAGGCGCUUACAACGUGUGCUCGGUGUUGUUCCUCGUCCUCAGCCCACAGUACAACCUCGGGAUGGGUGUCUAUAGGGGCUCCUUCGUCUACCAGAUUCGCCACUUUGCCACGAUGAUCCUGGUUGGCUUGAAUCGAGAGGACCAGAUCACGCAUAUUCCGCUGCCGAGCCUCCUCGAAUGGGACCUGAUGGGGAGACAUGUCUUCGCACUCGUGUGCCAAGCCAUCGUACUACUCGUCAUAUUUUGUGUCGUUGAGAACGGCAGAUUUGGGAUUUUGAGACGCCUGGAUCGAUACCGUACGACUCGUGCCCUGGAGAAGUCCCGUGUCGAGGAAGAUGAGGACGUGUCGCGAGAACGUGAACGAGUGCUCGCCAUCCGAGCCCACCGAACCGAACAAGAACACGCCGGCCUUGUUGUCUACGAUUUGGCAAAAACCUACGGUUCUCACCUGGCCGUCAAGGGCGUCAGUUUUGCCGUGGCGCCGGGCGAAUGCUUUGGUCUCCUCGGUGUUAAUGGCGCUGGAAAAACGACCACUUUCGGCAUGUUGACGGGCAAGGAAGCGCUGGGCCAUGGCGAGGUCGAAAUGGCCGGACAUAGGGUGGUACACGGCGAUUCCGAGGGAUUCCGAAGGCUCGGCUACUGCCCACAGUUUGACGCCCUCCAUAUGAGACUGACCACUCGGGAACAGCUCGUCUUCUACGCGCGAAUCCGCGGAAUCCCGGAGCACAACAUCAAGCAGGUCGUAUCUUCAUUGCUGCUAUCACUGCAUCUUCGUCCCUACGCCGACACUUUGACCGGAGACCUGUCUGGUGGCAACAAACGGAAACUUUCGGUGGCUGUCGCCCUGAUCAGCCAACCGCCAGUCAUAUUGCUGGACGAACCAUCAGCCGGAAUGGACCCCGGAUCCCAACAAUUCCUCUGGACGGUAGUCACUCGACUUCGAAAAGCUGGUCGGGCCGUCGUCCUGACCUCUCAUUCGAUGGAGGAAUGCGAGGCGCUUUGCACCCGAAUCGCGAUCAUGGACGAUGGGCGGGUCCGGUGCGUCGGCUCCAAGCAGCAUUUGAAGACGAAAUUCGGCGAGGGUUACACGCUCUCCCUGAAGACGCCGGAUGCUCGUGGAGCGGAGCAGGCGGCUGAAAUACUACUCCUCGGGAUCCCGCAAGCACGGGUGACUGCCAUCCACUGUUCUACCGUAUUCCUGCAUAUCCCGGACGGCGUGGCCAGCGUCGCCGAACUAUUGCAUCACGUCAACAAGGUGAAAGAGACGGUGGUCGUGGAGGAUUUUGCCCUGUCCCAGACGACGCUUGACGACAUCUUCCAAUCGAUAUCUGAUCGAAGCCCACAAGCGGCCAAGUAUCGAGAUACCGCCGAAGGGAGGCCCACCGCCACUUCUUCGUCUUCUACGUCACAGUUACAGACGAGCCCGCCAGACUACGUGCCCACAGACCCGGCACCGACCACAUCGGAGCCAACCCUAUCCGAUCGAUUG
Molecule: messenger RNA, 6939 nt
Organism: Mesorhabditis spiculigera
Lineage: Eukaryota; Metazoa; Nematoda; Chromadorea; Rhabditida; Rhabditidae
Source: the annotation of a GenBank genome assembly